Messenger RNA from Larimichthys crocea (large yellow croaker), 975 nucleotides. RefSeq names its product elastase-1. The record is from RefSeq and is a predicted model, not a curated record. The transcript is spliced from 8 exons. Lineage: Eukaryota; Metazoa; Chordata; Actinopteri; Sciaenidae. Bases 73 to 882 code for a protein of 269 amino acids. Gene Ontology annotation, molecular function: serine-type endopeptidase activity. Gene Ontology annotation, biological process: proteolysis.
AGAGUCCGCCUUUAGGGUAUAAAAGAGCAGUAGGCAGAAGUCGUGAACAGAACAUUUCAGGAGACUGCAGACAUGUUCAGGUUUCUUGUGUUGACCUCUCUCGCAGCCCUCGUGCUGGCUGAGCUGGAGCCCCAGCCCAGGUUCCUGGAGGAUGACAGUGUUGAGAGAGUUGUGGGAGGUGAAGUGGCCAAACCCAACUCCUGGCCUUGGCAGAUCUCUCUUCAGUACAAAUCUGGCAGCAACUUCUACCACACUUGCGGAGGUACCCUGAUCAGGAGAGGAUGGGUUAUGACCGCUGCUCACUGUGUGGACAGGUCCAGGACUUGGCGUGUUGUUCUUGGAGAGCACAACAUCAACUCCCACGAGGGCAAAGAGCAGUACAUGAGCGUGAGCCGUGUCUACCUCCACCCCAACUGGAACUCCGCCAAUGUUGCUGGAGGGUGGGACAUUGCUCUCCUGCGUCUGUCCUCUGAUGCUUUUCUCAACAACAACGUCCAGCUUGGAGCUCUGCCUCCUUCUGGUCAGGUUCUGCCCCACAACAACCCCUGCUACAUCACUGGAUGGGGUCGCACCCAGACUGGAGGUCAGCUGUCUGCCCAGCUGAAGCAGGCCUACCUGCCUGUUGUUGACCACAAGACCUGCUCCAGCUAUGGAUGGUGGGGCAGCACUGUGAAGAACUCCAUGGUCUGUGCUGGUGGUGGCAGCGAGUCUGGUUGCCAGGGUGACUCUGGCGGCCCCCUGAACUGCAGCGUCAAUGGCCGGUGGGUUGUCCAUGGUGUGACCAGCUUUGUGUCCUCCUCUGGCUGCAAUGCUUACAGGAAGCCAACCGUCUUUACCCGUGUGUCUGCCUACAUCAGCUGGAUGAACGGAAUCAUGGGUUGAGAAGAAGGAUGAUCUCCAUGGAGACGAGCAAACACUCUGAAUUCAACUUAAAUUUCUGUCCAUCUCCAUCAGAAUAAAAUAACCUAUAAUGUA